CUAAGUAACCCAUCUAACCCACUUGGCACGGUUCUUAACAUAUCCGCUCUUAAAUCUUUACUAUCUUUUGUUACUCAAAAGAAUAUUCAUCUUGUAUGUGAUGAGAUAUACGACGGUACAGUUUUCAAAAAACCUCGAUUUGUUAGUGUCUCCGAGGCACUACAUCAAACCGAGGGUGUGAAUAAAAACCUUGUACACAUUAUUUAUGGUUUGUCGAAGGAUUUGGGCCUCACAGGUUUCAGGGUUGGGAUUGUCUACUCUUACAAUGAUUAUGUCGUGAAUAGUGCUAGGAAAAUGUCUAGCUUUGGACUUGUUUCUACUCAAACUCAGUACUUGAUUGCAUCGAUGUUGUUAGACGAUGAUUUCGUCGAUGGGUUUCUCGAUGAAAAUGUGAAAAGGUUGGGAAGUAGACACAAGUUGUUCAUUGAAGGGCUCAUGGAAGAUGGAAUCAAGUGUUUGGAGAGAAAUGCGGGUCUUUUUUGUUGGAUGGACUUGAGACACAUGUUGAAAGGGGGCACCACCCAAGAGGAAAUAAGUCUUUGGCAAGUUAUUAUCAACCAAGUUAAACUCAAUAUUUCACAAGGCUCUUCUUUUCAUUGCUCGGAGCCUAGAUGGUUUAGGGUUUGUUUCGCUAACAUUGAUAAUGAGACCGUGAAAAUUGCACAAAAGAGAUUUGGAAAGUUCGUGAGAGACGAUAGGGUUAACAAAGAAAGAGAUCUGAAAAUUGCGACAAAAUAA
Messenger RNA from Impatiens glandulifera, 738 nucleotides. Its product is annotated as 1-aminocyclopropane-1-carboxylate synthase 2-like. Gene Ontology annotation, molecular function: pyridoxal phosphate binding; transaminase activity. NCBI's taxonomy places the organism in Eukaryota, Viridiplantae, Streptophyta, Magnoliopsida, Ericales, Balsaminaceae. Gene Ontology annotation, biological process: amino acid metabolic process; biosynthetic process. The annotation marks the transcript as partial. The transcript has a single exon. The record is from RefSeq and is a predicted model, not a curated record.